GGUGCAGUCCGCUAACCCUCCUCUCAGAUGUAUCGCAAACAGUGAAAGUGCGUGGUACGCGCGCUCCUCGUCCGCGUAAUAACUACAAGUGAAUCGCCGUUCCUAUCGUUCGUGAGUAUCGAUAGACAUCAAGGUGUUUUCUUUUGCGUGCUUCCAGGCUUAUCGAGCAGGGAGAAAGAGAGAAAGAGAAAACGAAAAGAUGCAGCUAAGAGCUUUUUUCUUUGUGUUACUGUUGCACGCUUCAGUUGCAAUCGAAUUCGAGGACAACUUUAAAAAUUGUCACCCGAAUCUGUCAGGUUUUGACGUCUGUGUACGAGAAGGAUUGAAUGCAAUACGGCCUUAUUUCAAAACCGGUUUGUCGAAAUACAAUGUUCUCCCAUUUGAUCCUUUUUUUGCCAGAGAGGUAACAGUCAGAAGAGGAGUACCGAACUUUGGUUUUACUUUAACACUUCGAAAUGUUACCGAGACCGGAUGGUCCCUCAGUAAAGUAACGAAAUUUGUUUCCGACUUGAAUAAUUACAAGGUUGUGUACACACAAAAUUUCCCGGAGAAAAUGCUGACGGGUAAUUACGAAUUUAAAGGCGUGUGCUUCAGCUCCACUAUAUCCAAUAGAGGAAAAUUCACGCUUACUUUGUAUGAUCUCAUUCAAACGACGACAGUGACCAGGUUGCCGGGACAGAAAGUGAAAGCUCAAAUGGAUGUCCAAUCUAUUAAUGAUUUAAAACUUCAUAUUACAAAUCUUCUAUUUGGCAAGCAAUUUUUUGAAAGUAUCCUUGAUAAAAUAAUUAAUACCACAUGGCAACCGGGUUUUGUUGUGACGAGAGGUCUGAUUAACGAACUCGUUUCGACCGCUUUUACAGAAAUCUUUAAUGACGCUUUCUAUGAUUUUCCCUUCGAGCAGAUUUUUAAAUCAAAGCCGUUGAUAAAUUAAAAUAAUUAUAACAAGAUAUGCUGAGAUUGAAAUCGACAAAAUAAAUAUCUUAAUUAGUAAAUAAGUAAGAAGUGUAUCUGCCAGUAAUAUAUUACUGUAAGUAAUCUGUUCGUUAAACAACAGUACAAGAGAACGAAAUUUAUUCAGAAAAAAUUUUAUACGACUCUUGUUACAUUUACGUAAUAAUUUUCAUAUAGUGUAUGAAUUGUGUGUAAAUUAGCAUAUAAGAUACACAUGUGUCAUGCUAUGUUAAGUAUAUAAAUAUAUUCUUUUUUACAAUCUACACACCUUUUGUAUUAAAUAUUUUAUGUUAAUUCCGAGUAAUUCAUCUUUUGUGAAUUAAUACCUAUCUUAUUAAUUUAAUUUAUAUUAUAUUUUGUAUCUUUAUAAACUACCAUAUACAUUACAGCUCAUAUAUGUAUGAUUACAUCUUCCGACAAGUGCUAUGAGGAAUGCCAAGUGUUUUAAUGGCAAGACAGAAUGAGUUUCUUUUCGCAUCAAUAGCUGCUCGCCUUGAAGACACUGCGGUCUUCGAACUGUCUUCGAACUUACAUUCUUGCAGAACACAUGGAAACAUCGUUGCGAGGCAAUGAACCGAGAGACAUCAAUUUAUUGAGCAUUGUUAGAUAAUGUUAAUUUUGAUCAGCGGGCGAGUCAAGUUUACAUAAGUCAUAUAUCAUUUUCGUGUCGUUCAACUCUGAUCAUUUUAAUAAAUACUGAUCUUCUCUUAAAGUCAGAUUCACGGUAUUCGUUGAAGACAGAUGCGUACGUGCGUGCGUGCACGUUGCAUCUUUCCCAUGAACAAAUGUACAGACUCACUGUGUGGAAUCUUAACCCAGGUGUGCAAUGACCUUCCUUUUCUACUCAUUUAUCAACCAACAGAUCUUAAAAUAAGUCUGGAAAAAGUUUGUUUCUGUAAGAAGCCUUGAAAUCAUUUUCAAUGCAAUCAUUGUUUAGAAAGUGCUAAUUUAAUCUGGCAUAAGAAACAAAACGUAAUUGCGUGAGUUAAAAUUUAAAAUAUACAUAUAUGUGUAUAUAUCGUCAGAUUUUAAAUACUCUUCCUUUUCUACCUCCAUUUAUCGUACCAACAGAUUUUUUAAUAAAUCUGGAAAAAGCGUUUAUUUCUGAAAGAAGCCUUGAAAUUAUUUUCAAUGUAAUCAUUGUUUAGAAAGUGAUAAUUUGAUCUGACAUAAGAAAAACAAAACGUAAUUGCGUAAGUUAAAAUAUACAUAUAUAUGUAUACAUAUAUUGUCAGAUUUAAAAAACUAUAUAUUUUGUAUUAUAAUAGACUUACAGAAAUGUAACAACAAUGGAGUGCAACAAAUAGUCUUUAACUAAAAGUUAUACGUGAAAACAUCGUCUCGAGACAUUGAACCGAGAGACAUCGAUUUAUGUUGAUCAUUGUUAGAUAUUAUUAAUUUUGAUCAGAGGGCAAGUCAAAUUUACAUAAGUCAUAUAUAUUAUUUUCGUUCAACUCUGAUUUUAAUAAAUACAGAUCUUAACUUAAAGUCAGAUUCGUGGUAUUCGUUAAAAAAAGAUGCGAUAUGCGUUGCCAAUAAAAAAGUAAUCGACUGCAAAUUUUUUAAGGUGGUUUUAUCGCGCAAGUACCAAUCAAAAGUUAGUCCCUCUAUAUGACUAAUAAUUCAAUAAAAACAUUUCGCAUAGACUGUAUAUAUGCGAUUGUGUGACGUUUAUGUGACAACGUCACACUAUCAAGUUGACGUGGUAAAACCACCUUAAUGCGAGCUCAUUUUGUCGGAACCAGUUUGCCGCAUAUCAUUUGUAUUAUUACUUGAAUAAAUGAGUAUAAAUGA
Messenger RNA from Wasmannia auropunctata (little fire ant), 2745 nucleotides. RefSeq lists its product as uncharacterized. Lineage: Eukaryota; Metazoa; Arthropoda; Insecta; Hymenoptera; Formicidae. The transcript is spliced from 4 exons. The record is from RefSeq and is a predicted model, not a curated record. Bases 200 to 931 code for a protein of 243 amino acids.